Molecule: messenger RNA, 312 nt
Organism: Spinacia oleracea (spinach)
Lineage: Eukaryota; Viridiplantae; Streptophyta; Magnoliopsida; Caryophyllales; Amaranthaceae
Exons: 2
Coding region: 1-312 (103 amino acids)
Source: RefSeq, a predicted model, not a curated record
AUGGGUUAUGAUUUAGCUGGGCAGCAAAGAAAACUUAGUUUGCAGGAGCUUGAAGAUAUCAGAUUAGAGGCUUAUAAAAAUGCUCAGAUUUACAAAGACAAAACUAAGGCGUUUCAAGAUAAAAGGAUAGUCAAAACUACUUUUUCUAUGGCUGGUCCCUUUGUUAUUACUAAUAUCUUUCCUCAUGGUGCAGUUGAAAUUACAAGUGUCGAUUCUGAUAAAGUAUUUAAGGUGAAUGGUCACAGAUUAAAAGCAUUCUAUGAGUGUGAACAAGCAGAGAUGAUUGAAGAGAUUAAGCUUUUGAAAGACUGA